Melampsora larici-populina 98AG31 is the source of this 1476-nucleotide messenger RNA. RefSeq lists its product as uncharacterized. Bases 1 to 1476 code for a protein of 491 amino acids. The transcript has 11 exons. The record is from RefSeq and is a predicted model, not a curated record. NCBI's taxonomy places the organism in Eukaryota, Fungi, Basidiomycota, Pucciniomycetes, Pucciniales, Melampsoraceae. Gene Ontology annotation, biological process: transmembrane transport. Gene Ontology annotation, cellular component: membrane.
AUGAUGGUGACUCCCGAUCUCAAUUUAAGUACCUUGAUAUGGAUCUCAGUCAAGCCAGUCAUCAAGAAUAUUAUACCAGGUUUAGUAGGUGUCCAUCUAGUCAGAUCUAAAAGGAUUGGAAUUGAAGGAGUUAAAGCAGCAGCUCAAAUUCAAAUUUAUGGAGCUUUACCAUGUUUAAUGUUUUCAAACCUGGUACCUUCUAUUACUACUGAUAAUUCAAAAGAUGUGAUCAUUUGUUUAGGAUUUGGAGCGUUUUAUAUGGCUUUGAGUUAUGCUUUGGCUCGAUUACUUUUGUUAUUCGUCAAAGUACCACAUCAUUUCAAGAAUGGGUUUAUCGUAGCAGCAGUCUGGUCGAAUUGGGGGAAUUUACCGUUCAGCGUAAUUGCUUCAUUGGCUGCUGAACCCCCAUUUGGAAGGGUAGGGGAUCAAGAUUUGGGACUUGCUUAUGGAUCUUUUUUCGUCUUGGUUAACAAUUUGUCUUUAUUUGGUGGCCCGGGAAUAAGAAUGAUUCAACGUGACUUUGACGAUGUACCAAUUAAGGAUGAUCAAGAAGUUCAACUCACUCAUGGAUCAGCACCUGACCUCGGUGGCCUUGCAAUCGUAUCUGCUGAACAUAGCUAUGGUCGGAUCGCUUUACCAGAAGAAUCAGAGGAUUCUACCUUAUCACCAUCCAAACUGGGUGGACGUUUAUCAAGCUCUAACUUCCCAGACACCAACACACCGAGAGAAAGUUCUUCUAUCCAAAAACUGUCUGGCGACGGGCUACGCAAGAUCAUGUCUUGUUCUUCACUUGUCUCAUUGAUCUCGGGCACUUCCACUUACAUUCCAGGUCUCAACAUCCGAUUUCGUGUAGAGCUAGAUUCGGAAAAGACGAUUUCACAAAAACUUCUGAUCACCUUACAGAAUCUUGUCACUCCAGUCAGCAUUGCAAUUAGCUUAGGAUUAAUAACUGCAAUCACACCAGCCUUGAAACAUUUAUUUGUGAUUCCUACAAAACCAAAUUUAAAUUAUCCAACAGCACCCGAUGGAAAACCGAUUUUAUCAAUUUUAAUUGAAUCAGCUGCAUUCUUAGGAGCUUCAGCAAUCCCAUUAGCCUUAAUUAUCACAGGUGCAAGUUUUGCUAGAAUGUCAAUCUCACGCGAAACUUCAAAUUCAUUGCCAUUCAAAGCGAUCUUUGGUUUAGCAUUUAUCAAAUUAGUGGUUUUACCUAUCAUUGGAUUAAGUUUGAUAUUUUGUUUGGAUAGGUAUACAAGUUUGUUUGGAGGAGAAAAUAAAGAACUACUAAAAAUGAUUUGUAUUUAUUAUUCUUGUUCUGUUACUUCUACUAAUCAAAUCUCUCUAAGUGCUUUGGCUGCUGGCUCAUUUGGUCAAGAAAGCAAUGUGGAAUUGUUAUGUGCAUUUAUCUUGGUUCAGUAUUUACUUUAUCCUAUCGCUGGAACGGCCACUAUUGGUGCAGGUAUCAAGAUGUUAUUUUGA